Messenger RNA from Anolis sagrei ordinatus, 1556 nucleotides. It is a transcript of the gene HMGCL, whose product is annotated as 3-hydroxy-3-methylglutaryl-CoA lyase. Gene Ontology annotation, cellular component: mitochondrion. Lineage: Eukaryota; Metazoa; Chordata; Lepidosauria; Squamata; Anolidae. Gene Ontology annotation, biological process: L-leucine catabolic process; ketone body biosynthetic process. The record is from RefSeq and is a predicted model, not a curated record. Gene Ontology annotation, molecular function: hydroxymethylglutaryl-CoA lyase activity.
CCGCCCACCGGGGCAAUGUCACGUGACAGGCCAAAAUGGCUUCUCAGCUGGGCUGAGAGGGAGGAAGAAGUCGCCAUGGUGGUGGCGAAUCGGACGAUUGCGAGGCUGGUGGCGUCCCUGAGGCCGCUCAGCACAGCAGCAGCUACUUCCCUCCCGAAACAUGUGAAAAUUGUUGAAGUCGGUCCGCGAGACGGUUUGCAGAAUGAAAAGAAUAUUGUCCCUACCCAGGUGAAAAUUGACUUCAUCAACCGGCUGUCAGAAACAGGCCUUUCCGUCAUAGAAGCCACCAGUUUUGUCUCUCCCAAAUGGGUCCCGCAGAUGGCUGACCAUGCCGAAGUCAUGCAAGGCAUCCAGAAGGUCCCUGGCAUCAGCUAUCCAGUUCUGACCCCAAACCUCAAGGGCUUCCAAGCAGCGGUAGCGGCUGGAGCUAAGGAGGUAUCCAUCUUUGGCGCCGCAUCAGAACUUUUCACGAAGAAGAACAUCAACUGCUCCAUAGACGAAAGUUUGGAGAGGUUUAGCGAUGUCUUGCGGGCAGCAAAAGAAGCCAACAUCCCCGUUCGAGGAUACGUCUCCUGUGUCCUUGGCUGUCCUUAUGAAGGGAAGAUUGCUCCCGCUAAGGUGGCCGAGGUGUCAAAGAAAAUGUACGCAAUGGGAUGCUAUGAGAUUUCUCUUGGGGAUACCAUUGGCGUUGGGACUCCUGGCAACAUGAGGGAGAUGCUCUCUGCUGUCAUGAAAGAGGUGCCCAUCGGUGCCCUUGCUGUCCACUGCCAUGAUACAUACGGGCAGGCGCUUGCCAACACGCUGGUAGCCCUUCAGAUGGGUGUCACUGUGGUCGAUUCCUCCGUUGCGGGCCUGGGGGGCUGCCCUUACGCCCAGGGCGCCUCGGGGAACGUGGCCACGGAAGACAUGGUCUACAUGCUACACGGCCUCGGCAUUCACACAGGCGUGGAUCUCUCCAAGCUCCUUGAAGCCGGCGCCUUUAUCUGCAAAGCCCUGAACCGGAGGACAAACUCCAAAGUGGCCCAAGCCUCUUGCAAACUCUGAUGCGGCUCCGUGCCUUCAUAGGACUUUGCGGAAGCAGAACCAAGGCACUCUGGAAGCGACCUGGUUUGUGCUCCGUUCCCACCUGACUUUAUUUAAAGCACUCAUUUGGUGUCUGCACUUCGAGGUGAAAGGAAGACGGGGAAACCCACUCUCACUGUGAAAAGAGACACUGGGCCUCUUGGAAGAGGACUCUUUCUCUCCUGGUGGUGGCAGCUUUGCUCCUGAGCAUAAUGGGCUUUGUUUGGGGGAAGGAAUAGUGCGAGAGCAGAACUAGAUUCUCCCCUGUAACCCCAAUUUGGACCAUUGCGCACCUUCUCAUCUGCCUCUUUUUGGGGUGAGAUUCAAAGGGCUAAUCUUGAGUCUAAUCCAAGUCCAUGGCCUCCUAAAGUGACCUGCUCUUAAGACAGCCUUUCCUCAUUCUGCCUGGGAUUCCACACAGGGAGAAAAGUGUGGGAUACCCAUAUCUAUAUAUCUGUCUUCUAUAAUAAAAGUGAAAAAUAUGUUUGUAUGUA